Molecule: messenger RNA, 1252 nt
Organism: Danio aesculapii
Lineage: Eukaryota; Metazoa; Chordata; Actinopteri; Cypriniformes; Danionidae
Gene: nit2
Product: nitrilase family, member 2
Exons: 10
Coding region: 16-915 (299 amino acids)
Biological process (GO): L-glutamine metabolic process; oxaloacetate metabolic process
Cellular component (GO): mitochondrion
Molecular function (GO): omega-amidase activity
Source: RefSeq, a predicted model, not a curated record
CGUAAAGUGUCCUGCAUGAUACUUCUGCACAACCUACUGUCUGUUCUGAGCAGUAUAUCAAUGUCUCGUAUCGUUAAGGCAAUGUCGAAGUUUCGUCUGGCCGUGGUGCAGUUGCAUGUGUCAAAGAUUAAAGCUGACAACUUAGGAAGAGCACAAACACUUGUGAAGGAGGCUGCAGGACAAGAUGCAAAAGUUGUUGUUUUACCGGAGUGCUUCAACUCGCCUUAUGGAACAGGGUUUUUUAAAGAGUAUGCUGAGAAGAUCCCUGGAGAGUCCACGCAGGUGUUGUCAGAGACCGCCAAAGAGUGUGGGAUCUAUUUAGUUGGUGGUUCCAUUCCAGAGGAGGAUGGAGGGAAGCUCUAUAAUACCUGCUCAGUUUUUGGACCUGAUGGAAAGCUGCUUGUCAAACACAGGAAAAUUCAUCUCUUCGAUAUCGACGUACCAGGAAAAAUACGAUUUCAGGAGUCUGAAACACUAAGUCCUGGAAAAAGUUUAUCUAUGUUUGAGACCCCAUUUUGUAAAGUAGGUGUGGGAAUUUGUUAUGACAUCCGGUUUGCAGAGCUUGCACAGAUCUAUGCUAAGAAAGGUUGCCAGCUUUUGGUAUAUCCUGGUGCUUUCAAUAUGACCACAGGUCCUGCUCACUGGGAGCUGCUGCAGAGGGGGAGGGCAGUAGAUAAUCAGGUCUACGUGGCCACUGCUUCACCUGCAAGAGAUGAGACCGCCAGCUAUGUGGCUUGGGGUCACAGUUCUGUGAUAAACCCUUGGGGGGAAGUAAUUAGUAAAGCAGGAUCAGAGGAAUCUGUUGUUUAUGCUGACAUAGACCUGCAGUAUUUGGCUGAUGUGCGUCAGCAGAUUCCCAUCACCAAACAGCGACGGAAUGAUCUAUAUAGUGUUAACAGUGUUCAGGAGGGCUGAACACUCGAAAAGACGAGGCACUGCAGUGAACAUUAAGUCUUGAUUCAGGGCAGACUUAGUCAGCAUUUUGUGUUGGACACAAGCUCUAAUGUAGGGAAUCACACAACUAAGAUUUUAUAAUUACUGUGUACAACCAAGUGCUGCAAUCUAGCUGAUUUUCUUGCUGAUGGGAAUUCAAUUUGGGAUAUAUAAAAGAGGUCAUUAUAUUUUAUAUACUUUCAUUAUUACUAUAACAUCUUAAUAUAGUGGUGCAAAACAUUGGACGUGAUAUUUUUGAGCUGGUGUAUUGCUCCAUCAUUAUGAGAGUAAUAUAAAGCAUGGUGUUUUCAAAUCAGAA